Messenger RNA from Impatiens glandulifera, 1167 nucleotides. Its product is annotated as geraniol 8-hydroxylase-like. Bases 430 to 1167 code for a protein of 245 amino acids. Lineage: Eukaryota; Viridiplantae; Streptophyta; Magnoliopsida; Ericales; Balsaminaceae. The transcript has 2 exons. Gene Ontology annotation, molecular function: heme binding; monooxygenase activity; iron ion binding. The record is from RefSeq and is a predicted model, not a curated record.
UCGGUCACUAACACGAUUGGCCCAAACAUAUGGUCCAAUUAUGUCUAUUAAGUUAGGUCAAAUGACUACCAUAGUAAUUUCAUCACCCACAAUGGCGCAAGAAGUCAUGCAAAAAAGGAUACUUCCUUUUCCAACAAGUUCAUCCCGGACGCUGUUCGUGCAUGCGAUGCACACAAGCUCUCUAUUAUUUUUCAACCCAUAAACGACCGUUGGAGGAGCUUGAGAAGGCUCUCUUACACCCAUAUAUUCUCCAGCCGAGUUCUUGAUUCCACACAACAUGACCGACGUAGGAAGGUGGAGGAGCUCUUGACAUACAUCCGAAAAUGUUGUCACGAAGGAAAGACUGUGAACGUAGGUCGGGCAGCCUUCCGAACAUCGUUGAAUGUGUUGUCCAACACCCUUUUCUCGGUUGAUUUGGCCGAUUCCGAAAUGGACGGGUCUCGUGACUUCAAGGAAUUGGUUUUGAACAUUAUGUUAGAGGCCGGAAAACCCAAUAUGGUUGACUAUUUUCCGGCGUUACGUUCCAUCGACCCUCAAAGAAUACGUGGGCGUAUGUCAUCAUAUGUCUUGAAGGUAUUGACAUUAUUCGGUCAAAUGAUUGACAAGAAAAUGGUAAUGAAAACCUUUUUGAGGGAUAUUCCCAAAAACGACGCGUUGGACGUGCUUCUCAAAAUUUCUCAAGAGGAUACCAACGAAAUCAACAAAGAUCAGUUAGUGCAAAUGUGUAUGGAUUUUUUUGUUGCUGGAACAGAUACUACCUCAAGCACCCUUGAGUGGGCAAUGACAGAAUUAUUGCGACACCCAACAUGCAUGAAAAAUGCGAAAAAUGAGCUUAAACGAAUAGUUUGUGAUGGUAAACAAGUAGAAGAGUCAGAUAUUGACAAAUUACCCUAUCUGCAAGCGAUUAUAAAGGAAACUAUGAGAAUGCACCCGCCAGCCCCGUUUCUUAUCCCUCGCCAAGUUUAUACAGAAAUUGAUUUAUGUGGUUACACAAUCCCAAAGGGAGCACAAGUAUUGGUUAACGUUUGGGCAAUAGGUCGAGACCCCGAUAUCUGGGAAAGCCCCAUGGAAUAUAAGCCUGAGAGGUUUAUAGAUUCAAAAAUUGAUCUCCGUGGUCAGGACUUUGAAUUGAUUCCUUUUGGAGCUGGACGGAGGAUUUGCCCGUGA